AUGGAAACAAUAUUUUCAUUCUUUUCCAAACACCUUUUUGAUAUGAAUAUUUUCUGUUCUAUAGUUCUAUGUUUUGUAAUUACUAUAACAGAAUGUUGUAUGAGAACUAUUCCGCCGGAUGAUGCCUAUAUUUCAAGCACUUUGCCAUAUGAGGAGACUACGGAAAUGAUGACAACAAUGGAAACGUCCACCAUGACAGAAAAAGUAUGCCCAGAGAUGCCAGCCGCCACCGCGUGUAUGGAUUUGACAACACUUGGAUGGACAUUGGAAUUAGGAGAAGUAGACGGAUGUCCUGUGGUACAGUGCAAAGGUGGCCUGAUUCCAUGGGUGCUUUCCAGAAAUUAUUUGAUUCAACCGAAGCUAUAUCCUGGCAUAGAUGACUUGCAUUUAAUUUUACCUGUACCACCGACGACACUGGCCGGAAUGGGUGGAAAAAGUUUUUACGAAUACUAUGGUCUUGUUUGUGGCGUUGCUGAUGGAAAUCCCGUAUGGAUGAUGUCAAAAUAUCCGAAUGGACUCAUUGAUUAUGGCAGGGUUGAACCAAUUGUAGGCGCAGAUGGUUCAUAUGACGGGAAACAGGCUCAGAUAAGGGAGGUUGAAUGCAAAUAGGGAUUAUUGGAGUGGAUGCUUUGUUGGGAAUGUCUAAUUUUUUUUAUUGAUUUUUACAUAAAAAUGUUUAUUUGAAUAAGAAUAAAGAUUUUUUACAAUCG
Caenorhabditis elegans is the source of this 710-nucleotide messenger RNA. RefSeq names its product ZP domain-containing protein (gene R52.6). Bases 1 to 609 code for a protein of 202 amino acids. The record is from RefSeq and is marked reviewed. Lineage: Eukaryota; Metazoa; Nematoda; Chromadorea; Rhabditida; Rhabditidae. The transcript is spliced from 6 exons.